AGCAGUGAGGCGGGGUGAUCUGGCGGCGCUGAGCUGGGUGGCGAGAGGGGAGAUCCCGGAUGUGGAGAAGCUGGGGAGAAGGCGUGGGAGGAAGAUGGACUCGAUGGAGAAGGGGGCCGCCACCUCCGUCUCCAACCCGCGGGGGCGGCCAUCCCGGGGCCGGCCGCCGAAGCUACAGCGCAACUCCCGCGGUGGCCAGGGCCGAGGUGUGGAGAAGCCCCCGCACAUGGCAGCCCUGAUUCUGGCCCGGGGCGGCAGCAAGGGCAUCCCCCUGAAGAACAUUAAGCACCUGGCGGGGGUCCCGCUCAUUGGCUGGGUCCUGCGUGCGGCCCUGGACUCGGGGGUCUUCCAGAGUGUGUGGGUUUCAACGGAUCACGAUGAAAUUGAGAAUGUGGCCAAACAAUUUGGUGCACAAGUGCAUCGAAGAAGUUCUGAAGUCUCAAAAGACAGCUCUACCUCAUUAGAUGCCAUCGUAGAAUUCCUUAAUUUUCACAAUGAGGUUGACAUCGUAGGAAAUAUUCAAGCUACUUCUCCAUGUUUACAUCCUGCUGACCUUCAGAAAGUUGCAGAAAUGAUUCGAGAAGAAGGAUAUGAUUCUGUUUUCUCUGUUGUGAGACGCCAUCAGUUUCGAUGGAGUGAAAUUCAGAAAGGAGUUCGUGAAGUGACUGAACCCCUGAAUUUGAAUCCAGCUAAACGACCUCGUCGGCAAGAUUGGGAUGGAGAAUUAUAUGAAAAUGGCUCAUUUUAUUUUGCUAAACGACAUUUGAUAGAGAUGGGUUACUUACAGGGUGGGAAAAUGGCCUACUACGAAAUGCGAGCCGAGUACAGUGUGGACAUAGAUGUGGAUAUUGAUUGGCCUAUUGCAGAACAAAGAGUAUUAAGAUAUGGCUAUUUUGGCAAAGAGAAGUUUAAGGAGAUAAAACUUUUGGUUUGCAGUAUUGAUGGAUGUCUCACCAAUGGCCACAUUUAUGUAUCAGGAGACCAAAAAGAAAUAAUAUCUUAUGAUGUAAAAGAUGCUAUUGGCAUAAGUUUAUUAAAGAAAAGUGGCAUUGAGGUGAGGUUAAUCUCAGAAAGGGCUUGUUCAAAGCAGACACUCUCUUCCUUAAAACUGGAUUGCAAAAUGGAAGUCAACGUACCAGACAAGCUAGCAGUUGUAGAUGAGUGGAGAAAAGAGAUGGGCCUGUGCUGGAAAGAAGUGGCAUAUCUUGCCAUGGAGAGUGAACUGGAAUGUGCAUGUAUGAACAAUGACGACUUCACUGUACCAGUCAGUGGGGGUGGGAGACACCAUUGAGUGAGCAUGUGGCCCUCACAUUAAAUAUGACUGAGCAAGUAGAGCAACAAAUCUGCAUCAAAUUUUGCUUUAAGCUUGAACACUCCUCUAUGGAAACUAUCCAGACGAUUCGGAAGGCUUUCAGGUAUGAUGCAGUGAAUGCAGCACAAAUAAAGUGUAGCACGAAUGCUUCAAAGAUGGUUGAGAAUCUGUUGAAAAUUGUCUAUGUUCAGGAAGGCCUGCGACAAGCAGAACACCUGAGAAUGUUGAACGUGUAGGGGCUGUAGUCAACAAAAUCAGACAGGUCCCAAGGUCUACAGGGACCCCCCCAUGUGGGGUCCUAAGGUAUCUACUUUGAAGGGUACUGAGGCAUUAUUGUCCUAUGUACAAUGUUUCAUGUAUCUUCAAUAAAUAUCUUUCUCAUAGUACAUGGCUGAAUACUUUCAGAACAGAACUUGUAUAGUAAAAAUAAAUGUAUUACUUAUAUAGGUAAAACUGUAGAAUUAUAUAUGCCAAAACAUAAUGUCUAUUUAUAAAUAGUGAUAAUUAUGAUGCCUUUGAAUAUUGUAGCCUUUAUUUAAAAAUGUUUCUACCAAGAUAAGCACUACUUAUAUGACAUAAGAAGAAACUCUAAAAGGGAGAUAACAGGGGAAAGAAGGGGAAGGACGGUCAAGGAACCAUGGACUAAGCCAC
Artibeus jamaicensis (Jamaican fruit-eating bat) is the source of this 1963-nucleotide messenger RNA. RefSeq names its product cytidine monophosphate N-acetylneuraminic acid synthetase (gene CMAS). Gene Ontology annotation, molecular function: N-acylneuraminate cytidylyltransferase activity. The transcript is spliced from 8 exons. Lineage: Eukaryota; Metazoa; Chordata; Mammalia; Chiroptera; Phyllostomidae. The record is from RefSeq and is a predicted model, not a curated record. The coding region runs from base 95 to 1291 and encodes 398 amino acids.